AUGCAGUCUCCUCCGGGGCAGAAACGGAAAGAAGAGCACAGCGACGACCAAGACGAGACACUGGUCCAGUCCUUCCUCGUUGGGAAAGAGCAAUAUGACACCUUGCGCACCAACUACCGUGUUGAACGUAGCUACCUUGUUGAACAAGGCAUGGAAUGGAGCGACUUAGCCCAGUAUCCGCUUUGUUACCACACUGCCACUUUCAAUAUAUACCGUGUCGACGAUUUCGUGUUUGUUGCCAACAGUCAUACGCCUGAAGAGCGACUCACAGACUCAUGUCCGAAGUCAGUCAGCUGGAUUGCUCAAAUCCUGGAAAUCAGGGCUGCCGAUGAGGAAUGUGUCUACGCACGCGUUGUUUUGAAUGAGCUAAUUGCCUCCAAUCACUUGGACAUCAUCGAUUUUCGCUCAGUCUGUGGACUUGCGACAGUCGUUCCUUGGGCUGACUCGGAAGAUGAAGAGAUACCUGUUCAUGCUUGGUAUUGGCGGCAAGCAUACGAUUGCCGAACUUGA
This is a messenger RNA of Akanthomyces muscarius, 510 nucleotides long. RefSeq lists its product as uncharacterized. The record is from RefSeq and is a predicted model, not a curated record. Lineage: Eukaryota; Fungi; Ascomycota; Sordariomycetes; Hypocreales; Cordycipitaceae. Bases 1 to 510 code for a protein of 169 amino acids. The transcript has 5 exons.